Ustilaginoidea virens is the source of this 2895-nucleotide messenger RNA. RefSeq lists its product as uncharacterized. The record is from RefSeq and is a predicted model, not a curated record. Lineage: Eukaryota; Fungi; Ascomycota; Sordariomycetes; Hypocreales; Clavicipitaceae. The coding region runs from base 1 to 2895 and encodes 964 amino acids. The transcript has a single exon.
AUGGAGGAAUUCGAAGCCGUGAGGAGAGAUGGCGAGUCGGGCGGGUUGGGCUUGGGAGGGCUGCUCGGCAUUGCAUUAGGCGGCGGCAUUCUGCUCUUCACCACGGUCGGCAUGCUCAUGGCCUGGAGGAUCAAGGCCCGGCAGAAUAAGUCACCGGGGAGAGCAUAUGCGAUUCCAGACGAGUUUUCGCAGACGCGUCUAACGAAACGCUCACUUCUCAUGACCGAGUCAGCGGUUAGCGGAUUCUCCAGCCGAUUCUCGAGCCGGCUCUCUCUCACGCUCCCUCCGAUCAUUCCUUUACCACCCAUGCCGUCGUAUAGCUCGUUCAGCUUUUUCUUCCGAACGCCCAGCCGAAAGGAGAAGGCCGGUCGCCGAAGCUGGGUCGGUGGAGACGACUUCCCCGGACCGCCGGUCAACCACAAGAAUGCCAGGGGGGGGGUUUUCAGUCGCGAUGGUUGGCUAGGCCAUGUGCCUACCGUGCCGAGCAUGACUAGCAUCGCCGAUCAAGAGGAUCAUAUUUACGACAAGGUGUCUGAGAGUACGCAUGUGAGGAAGAACCAUGCGCAGCGGCCAUAUUACGAGGAGUAUCGGAAGCAGCAGCAGAAGCAGCAGCAGAAGCAGCCCGAGAAGUGCCAUGUGCAAAAUCAACAGCGGUUCCAUGCACAAACGGACCGAGUCGUCAGCAAUUUUCAAAAUAGCAAGACGGCGCCGAAUCUUGGAUCUCCGGGUGAUUUCCCUCGUGGUCGACCAUCUAUUAUAUGUGUGCCCGCUCAGGCGCACAUUCGACCUUCCAUCACAAUGACAGACCUUGACCUAAGGAACAUCUUGCGCUCCACUGAUGAGCGGCUCCGGGAAGGGCACAGCCGCUCACCUACUAAACAGCCCGCUCAACCGCCGUCUACUUCUGGCUCUCCUGUCAAGACGCCUCGGGCACGUUAUUCAAGCUCGAUCCGGAAAGUGGAACGACGGCAUGGCAAACAAACUCCGAGUACUCCGAGUCCUGCCAAGGGUGAGCCCAUGAGCACUUCGCCAAGGAAAGCCUCGGUGGCCUCCAUCAGCAGCGCUGCAACCAGUCUGAUAGCAGAAGCAACGCACCAGCUUGAGCUUCUUGGCGGCAUGUGUUCCCCAAGCCGGCCGCGAGCUCGGGAGUGGGAGCCCCGGGAGAAGCAGAUCCUUUCACCGAGCGCACCGGGACUGGCGAGCCCGCUCUUCACGCCAAGCCACAGUCCCAAGAGGAGCCCGCAAACGAGCCCGCGGCGGAACGCGCAGCAAGGGAGUCCCCAGCGACCGAGGUCAAGGGAUAGCGAUCGGUCCAGCUCCUUGUCGACACUGUACAGCGUGGGCGAGCCGGAGAGCGAGAAAGCUGAUGCGCAGGGGCGACAGCGCGUUGGCAAGGGACGCCACAGCAGGCAAGAGCUUGAGCAGCAAAUACUUUCCGCGGCAGGAGAUCAAGAUGACCCCUUUGUGGAGAACAGGCGCGGCACAGCGAGCAUGGGGGGCGAAACCCUGAGCGGACAACCUCGCCGGCCUCGACCGUUGCGAGUCAUCAAAAGCAUGAGCCCGAGCCACUUUGUGACGGCAGGAAACGAAUCACUUAUCCCCCGACCUCUACGACCAAAGUCAGCCAUGGCGAAAGGCGUCGCCGGUCGGGGAUUCGACGCGGGACUGGGACCGCCUGGCCCUCUGGUUCUGCAGCCUCUUGGCGCGCGCCACUCUCUUGAGAUGCCACCAAAGCGAGAGCAACACGUGGAAAGGGGUCAGACGCCGCAGGCUGCAUCGAGGUCGAGCUUCACAUCGGCAUAUAUUCCUAGUCAAGAACCUGAAGCAAAGGCCAUGCUUGCUCGCGAGGUGCGAGACCCAGUGUGGCAGCGAGAAUCAAACGCUGGUAGAACAUGCGCUGCAGGCUCGCCUCCGCCUAUACCUACCAGGCAUGGUGAUAGGCGCUCGGCCAUGUCGGCAUCGCGCUCUAGCCGAAAGGACGUCCCGUCCAUGAUCUUGGCCAACGACGCUCAACGACGGGCUCCUUCUCACCGUCCGCAGGCAACGGCAUCAGCACCAGAUGGCCCCGUCAUCCCAGCCAAACUCUCGCCACGGCGCUCGGUCCACAGGUCCUCCGGUGGCAGGUCUUCGCGGCGCGGCAGCUCCGGAUCCAGCCCUGGCUGCUCUUCAUCGACCGGCGUGCCAGUUCGCCGGGUCACAAGCAGUCCCUCCGGAGACGCCCCUGCGCUGGGUACCACAAUCGCCGAGCUGAGACGAAUGAACAGCGUCGUCAGCUCGAAUAGCGCCACGUCAAUUGCCUCGUCCACGGUGCUGGAAACAAGGACAGAUGCAGCUACGCGCACUCGUUCGACGUUCAAUGACAAGACGGUCUCGCCUCGACAAGUGCCUAGACCACCACCGGCCGCCAUUGGAAUGAAGCAUUACCUCAACAUUGGCAACGCGAAUGCCGAAAUCGAUAGGCACAAAUCCAUGAUAAGCCUGCCCAGGACCGUCCCAUCUCCCUCUUCUUCCUCGCCAAGCAAAAGACCCCAAAGCGCUGGCCCUUUGAAAGCAGGCUCUCCCGCGGCCAAGGAGCGAGGCAAGGAAAACUACAGCUCAGGCGUCAGACAGGGUAGACAAGAGGAGCUGCCUCGCCUGAGAGAAGUGCCUCAGAGCCCUGUCCGGUCGCCCAGAGAGGUUUUCAAGCCAAAAUUCACCAUUGUGGCGAGGUCUCCCCCUCCCAGGGGGGGGAGCAGAGCGUUGAAGCACGGCGCCGUGGCAAACCUGCUCGGUCACGAGCAACGAGGAGACGCAGGAUGCAGAGACAGCGCAGGAAGCUUGGGAUUGUAUGAUAAGGACGGAUUUUUGUUGCCUUCCCCGGAAAGAGAGACGAGGAAGAGAAGCCCGCGAAUGUGA